AUGAACUCCAAUUUAGGGUUAGGAAUCCCUGUUAAUAGUCAGGGUUCCCCUAAUCGACUUCCAGGAAAUGUUAGUCGUCCUCUUACAAAAGGUAUAAAUGUCGGUAUGCCAUCGUGCAAUGUGAACAACGCUAAUGCUCAUCAACAACAACAACCACAACAACAGCAGCAACAGCAACAGCAACAGAUGCAACAGCAACAGCAACAGGCCUCCAUGUCUGGAGCACCAUCGGCCAAUGAACAGGUCCAGCAACGUUUAAUGAUGCAACAGAGGCUACGAAUGCAACAGCAACAGCAGCAGAACUUUGAGAAUCAGAUCUUUCAGCUCUUAACAACGCUUAAUAGGAAGCCAAAAAGGCUAUACCAGUUCACAGAGGAUGCGGAUGCUAUUCUUAAGAAAUACGAGCAAUUUAAGCCGAGUUUCGAGUUUCAUAUAUAUGAGAAUAACUAUAAGAUAUGUGCUCCGGCAAAUACUCGGCUUCAGCAACAUCAAAGAACCCCGCAGGGAACUAUUGAUGGACUUAUUCUGAAUAAGAAUAACGAGAUAUUAAAAGAGUUUUUAGAAUAUGUUGCUAGAGGCAUUAUUCCUGAGGCCAUUAUAGAGGUUUUACGGGACUGUAAUGUGCAGUUCUACGAGGGGUGUUUAAUCCUGCAGGUAUAUGACCAUACAAAUACAGUUGAUGUGAAGCAGGGUCAGCAGCAAACUAGUCAGCAACGCCAACAGCAGCAAUCUCCCAAUGCAUCUACAUCUGCUAAUGUUCCCUCACAGGUUAACCAACAGAGUGUUAAAUCUGAGACAGAUACUGGGCAACCACAACUCAGUACAGAUGGCUCUGCAAAGACCGUUAAUCCCACUAAGGAGCAGGUGAGCACACUUAAGCGUCCUAGGAUGUACAGAACAUUGUUAAAGCCGAACGAUCUCACGCGUUACUAUGAUAUGCUGUCAUGGGCUGACCAUACUAGAUUUUCUGAUUCUGUAUACCAACAACUGGAAGCUGAACUAUUAGCGAUAACUAAGCGUAACUUGCGACUGGAUACGCAUAUGAACCCGUUCACUCACUCUGAAAAGUUGCCUGACGACGAAUUCCUCCGGCCUACUGUGGAUGAGAAUUCUAUUAGUUAUCCUCAUCGUGAAUUAUGUCAAGCUGAAAAUACCAAAGGUAAAGUGGGUCAUGUAGAGUUACAUGAAGAACUCCCGCAGCAUUCAUCAGCAUAUGAGCAAAUGAUGAUGAUUAUGAAUGGCAGAACAACUACCACCACCAAUGCUACUUUGGCUGCUUCCUUGGCGAAACGAGCUGAGAUGAUGGGAACUGGUGGGAAUUCAGGUAAGGGUACAAGCGCUUCAGGUCUAGGAAGUAGCAUGUCAAGUAGCAACUCCGUUGCUGCUGCUGCCGUUGCGGCUGCUGCGGUGGUGGGUUCCACUGUGAAUAAUGAGAACAAUCAAUUCAGUAGACUGAAAUUCGUUGAGCAAUUCAGGUUGAACAAGGAAAAGAAGAAGCAACAAGCGAUGAACGCCUCAAUGAUGCCGAAUGGUUAUAACCAACGGAUAUCUAUGUCAGCGUCUUUGAAUCCGCAGCAAAUGAAACAGCAGACUUCAUCUGCAUUCCAGAAUGAUCAAGGAGCUGAAACAGGCAUGUCUACGAGCAUGGCUACUCCUACAAAUGGAAAGCGAAAUGGCGCUGCUGAUGGAGAAGAUAAAUCGAAACCGAAAAGACAAAGAAAAGUCUCAAAGAAAGCUACUGGAGACGCCAACUCUGGACCCAAAAAGAGAAUCACCAAGAAAAAGCAAGCCGCUGCUGCUGCCGCAGCAGCAGCAGCAAAUGCUGGAGGUGUAGAUCAUCAAAAAUAA
Eremothecium sinecaudum is the source of this 1848-nucleotide messenger RNA. It is a transcript of the gene SPT20, whose product is annotated as Spt20p. Lineage: Eukaryota; Fungi; Ascomycota; Saccharomycetes; Saccharomycetales; Saccharomycetaceae. Bases 1 to 1848 code for a protein of 615 amino acids. Gene Ontology annotation, cellular component: SAGA complex. Gene Ontology annotation, biological process: regulation of transcription by RNA polymerase II. The record is from RefSeq and is a predicted model, not a curated record. The transcript has a single exon. Gene Ontology annotation, molecular function: transcription coregulator activity.